AGCACGGGCGCGAGCACGAGCAUGGACGCGGGCAUGCAGGACGCGGGUGUUGGUAUCGUGACAUGGGGUUGCGAUUACGACACUUAUGCAUCCAAGGGCAUAGGCGCAAGGUGGAACGCUCAAGAGGCAGUGGGCCUUGCUAGUGGAGGCGUCGAUACUGGGGCCGUGGAGUGCACACACGGGCAACUUGGGUCGAGACGCUGGCAUGGAGGGGUGCAAUCAGGCUCAAGGCACUGGCGCGCAUGGGAGCGGCCAAAGGCGUCCACAAAGCGUGCAAUGCUAGCAGCGGAAGAAGUGUCGACAUGCCAAAUGUUGGGGAAGGCUGACUUGGUUUCGAUUGAAGGGGUCAGUUCCGAGUCAAGUGCUGCACGAGGUCUAGUUAGAAAGGUGGACGAACUCCAAGGUCGCCGAUCUGUGCGUCGGAUUCCGAAAUUCCACUGUUCUCCAAACCUUCAUCCAAAGUGGCCUCGUUUAUUCAUCCCGCUAUACAUUCCCAGCCUCAUCAGCUCAACUUUUAGCCAUGGCAACAUGUCAGUUUGGGGAGGAGCUGCAAAAGGAGAGCUUACCAUUGCAAAUGGGCUCUCGCCUUUACCAACUGCAAUGGCUCAAACCACAUACUUGGUAUUAGGUGAAGAUAUCGUACCCAGCCAGCUUCUAUACGUACCGGCCAGUUUUUCCUUGCAACUGAAGAGGGGAAAUUCAGACUCAGGGACACUUACGAGCAGAAGAUUACUCAAUACAUUAUAACACUGUAGUAUUAUUGUUUAGUAUAUAAAUUGAUUGCUAUCAU
Rubroshorea leprosula is the source of this 790-nucleotide messenger RNA. The record is from the annotation of a GenBank genome assembly. NCBI's taxonomy places the organism in Eukaryota, Viridiplantae, Streptophyta, Magnoliopsida, Malvales, Dipterocarpaceae.